Messenger RNA from Aspergillus oryzae RIB40, 2358 nucleotides. RefSeq names its product sodium/calcium exchanger protein. The transcript is spliced from 2 exons. Gene Ontology annotation, cellular component: membrane. The coding region runs from base 1 to 2358 and encodes 785 amino acids. The record is from RefSeq and is a predicted model, not a curated record. Gene Ontology annotation, biological process: monoatomic cation transport; transmembrane transport; intracellular calcium ion homeostasis. Lineage: Eukaryota; Fungi; Ascomycota; Eurotiomycetes; Eurotiales; Aspergillaceae. Gene Ontology annotation, molecular function: monoatomic cation transmembrane transporter activity.
AUGAAAUCUAACAGCGGUAGCUUGGCCAUUGGGGAGCUGCUUGGAGCCGCGAGCUUUAUCACGUCGGUCGUUGCAGGAUCGAUGGCGUUGGUCCGCCCGUUCAAAGUUGCUCGAAGAAGCUUUGUUCGUGAUGUCGGGUAUUUCAUCGUGGCUGUGAGCUUCAGUAUGUUAUUGUUAGCAGAUGGCCGCCUCCAUGCGUGGGAAUCCGCCGCGAUGGUCGCCUUAUAUUGCUUCUAUGUCGUCUUGGUCGUAACCUGGCACUGGUACUUUGUGCGCUGCCGUCGUGUCUAUGAGAGGGAUAUAGCUGCGCGGUCACACUUUCAUAUCCCUGAAAACCAAGAAUUGGAGAUCGAAGAAGCCGACGACGAUGAUCCUGGAAUUGUCUCUGAAUCCACAAGUCUUCUUCACGGUGUUUCAGUAGAAGAUUUUGACGUCUUAGAGAGAGGUGGAGAGGCCUCUUGGAAAGAUGGGGAUGACGACGAAACCCGCAACAGGUACUUAGCAGAGAUACGGGAUAAUAUGCACUUGUAUCGUCCCUCUGUACACAGACGUAAUACUUUGAACCCGAUCAGGCCCAGUCUGGUUGGUGCGCUGGAGUUUCAGUCCGUUGUUUCUUCUCUUCAGCGGUCGCGGAGUACUCAUCAGAAUGUUCCGAUUUCCCUUCCGCGGUACACAGAUGGUUACGAUGGGUCUCAUGCGGCACAUCCGGAGCGUGAUAAUAUCUCUGUUGCUUCCCACCCAUGGAUCAGUAAGCCUUCUGCAACUGGCCAUCUGUCGCCUAACAGCGGAACAGGCUCAACUCGAACUCGAGCUGUGUCCGCUGAUGAUGUUACGGGUUUAAAGUUAGACACUAGCAUGUUCGCUUCCGGUGCAGAGCGACCGCGCGUUGCUAUCACUCGGCCCUCGGUCGAUGAUCCAACUGCAUUUGUUCAGACACAGACUCAUCAAACGAAUAAGAGUGGCGAGUCAGGAUUCUCGUCGUUGUCGUCCAGGCAAGCAUGGCGAAGUCCCAGCCCAGAAGGAAGUGCGCGUCCGCGGACUCCACAAUUACUUGCACCCCCUGUGGAGAGUCCUUCUUGUCCAUUCCCUCCCUUCCUUGAUACAUCUAAUCCGGCCCACUCCAGGGCACCUAGUAUACGCCUACCACCUGUUUCUAGCCCUACCGAGGAGCUGCAGGUGCAUGACAGCAUCUAUGAAAAUGGGCGCCCUCGAGCUUCGAGCCAGAUGCAGUGGUUGUUUUCUUUCACAUCCGUUCUAUUACCGUCUGUCAUUCGAACACUCUUCCCUACUCUGGCCGGGUGGAAGACGAAGAGUUUCUGGGAAAGGAUGCUAGGAGUGAUUGCGGCUCCUAGCGUGCUGUUGUUGACGAUAACUGUCCCUGUUGUUGAGCCUGCACAGCAAGAAACCAGCGCAGAUCCUGUAACGGUCGUAGUGACUUCAGCAGAUGGAGGAGACUCUGGAGUACCUGCAGUGAGGCUGCCGGAGGAUAGCCCGCUUGUUCUAGCUGUUGAUCACAGAUCCACUGCCGAACAAGCUAGUACAGGCCGUACCGGCAAUAGCCAAUCAGGGCAGGGGCGACAACGUUGGGACUCAGAGUUGCCCGCCGUUCAAUCACGGCCAGAUCCUUCGGAGGCAACGCCGAAGGAAUGCUGUCAGUGGCUAGUUUGGUUACAAAUAUUCACCGGCCCCUUUUUUGUUGCUUUGAUUGCCUGGACAGCCAUUGAUUCUGACCUAGACAUCCGCAAUUUCUUACUACCGUCCCUCUUAUCUCUGCUCUUGUCGCUGGUAUGCAUCACUGGUCUUAUCACAAGCUCACGGCAUAGUAAUCCUUGGCAAUUUUCAACUGCAUGGCGUCCUUUACUGGCUUUCUUGGGCUUCAUCGUUGCUAUAUGCUGGAUUGCGACCAUAGCUACCGAGGUCGUCAGUCUCCUCAAGACCCUAGGGGUUAUCUUGAACAUCAGUGAUUCACUCCUUGGACUGACCGUUUUUGCCGUUGGAAACUCGUUAGGCGAUCUUGUUGCUGAUAUCACCGUUGCCCGCCUAGGAUACCCAGUUAUGGCGUUGAGUGCAUGCUUUGGCGGACCUAUGUUGAAUAUUCUUCUAGGGAUUGGCCUAGGUGGUCUGUACAUGACUCUUCAUGCAAAAGCAGAAACGGUAGUCACGGAUGGAGUUCCGUAUGAGAUCACCAUAUCCAAGGUACUCAUCAUCAGCGGCGCCACACUGCUAUCUACACUAGUAGGGCUACUGAUAGUAGUCCCGUUGAACAAAUGGAGAAUGGACCGAAAAGUCGGCUGGGGUCUAGUGAUUCUAUGGUGCAUCAGUACUUUGACAAAUGUCAUUGCAGAAGUUUUAACUUAA